GCUGUAUUCUGUUUCAGUUAUCGUCAAAGCGGUAAUUUGUUUCUAUUGUUGGUUAGUAUGAUACCCGAGGGAUUACCGGAGUUACUGGAGAAGUUCACGGAGAAGGCUAUAUCAGAAAAGCCGACUGAUUUGGUUGAGUUCGCAGCAAAUUAUUUUCAUAACCUUCUGGAAUCCAAAAGUCAACUUGAAGAACAUCGAGUAGGCUAUAUUGGUGCACGUCGACACAGUGUGGCAGCUGAAAGUUUUAAUCCAGCCACGAUAACUGAUUUGGAACCUGUUGUUCAUCCAAAGUCUGUAGCACAAAAACUUCGUUUAGCAUCAGUCGUUAAACCAAUUUUCAUUUUUCGUUCAUUGGAUGAGAUUCAACUGAGAAGAGUAAUCGAUGCGAUAAAAGAAACGCCUGUGACUAAAGGUCAAGUAAUUAUAAAUCAAGGUGAAGAUGGUGAUUAUUUUUAUGUAAUUGAAAGUGGGGACUAUGAUAUAAUCAUAAAUGGGAAUAUAGUAGGAAGUUAUGCUGGAUCGGGUUCCUUUGGAGAAUUAGCACUUAUGUAUAACACUCCUCGAGCGGCUACCAUUAUAGCGAAAACAGAUGGUGUAUUGUGGGCUUUGGAUCGAACAACGUUCCAACAUAUAGUUUUGCGACAGGCAUUUUUAAAACGUCAACUUUAUGAGAACUUGCUAUCUUCAGUUCCGCUUUUAGGGAGUUUAAGUGCAUACGAACGUACUAAUUUGGCGGAUGCACUUGGGAGUCAUACCUAUGAAGAUGGGACGUGCAUUAUUCAAGAGGGUGAACCAGGAGAAGAAAUGUACUUUAUUGAGGAGGGAUGUGUUGUAAUUUCUACCAAGAAUUCUGUAAGAAAUAUUUUCAUCAUUUGUUUAUUUUGUUUAUCAAUAUUAAUAAUUUGUCCUUUAUGUGAUAUCACUGAAUUAAGUUUUUUAUAAUGUACGAUAUUCCGAUUACCAUAUCUUACUUUUUCUCUGAUGGAUUGAUUUUUUUUUUUCAGAAUACACAAAUUAUUUGUUUCUUCUAACACCAUCUACAUGUAGCUAGUUUUAAUAACUAGCGAUGUAUGUUUAACGCCAUUUUUAUUAUUUGAUUGUUCAUAAUAACAACUUAUCAAUUGCUUUAACGAAAUAAAUAGUCAUGCAAAAAUGUUCCAUUCUUAUUGAGAUACUAAUGACGCCAUUAUUUACAGGUUAAAAAGUUAACGAUUUGUCCCAUAAUAACUUAUUAAAGUUCGGUAGAUAUGACAAAAUAAAUUUGAAAUAGUAACCAUAUCGGGGAAACGUCAUGAAAAUAAAUCUAUUCGGGUUUAACAACGUGACAGAGAAAGGAUGUGGUUUGUAAAAAUUACAAGUCACGAGCAUGUAGAAGGAUUUUAUUUUCAUACACAAUAUGAGUUUUCUAUAUGUAUAUACCAAGGAGAUCACCAAUACAAAAUGUCAAAUGAAUAUGUACUAUCUCUUUUCUUGCUGGUUUCUAUUUACCUUGCCAAUGAUUCAGAGUGAUAAGUCUCUUUUCGUUGAAUAACCCGUGUUCAUGUGAUAAUUUAUCAUUGUAACCAUCGCUAUGCCCUUUUUGCCAACCUGUCACAAACUCUCUUUUUAGUUUCUGGACUAAACAGAUUUUUGUGCUUUUUUAAUUCAUUCGGAGGAUUGUUGUUAUUAACGAACAUAUUUUACAUUAUCAUUAUUAACAAAGAAUAUGUAUGUAUUUAAUUGCACGGCUUUGGAAAUAAAAUCAUUGGAAAGCAAUAUUUUCGUUAAACAACUAAAUAUUAGACAAAAAAUGUUUAAGAUAAUUAAAAUUUACUAUUCUUUACUUCUCAGCUUCAUUUAGGCGACUGGUAUAAUUUCAAUAUUUAGAACAUCAGUAGCUUAUCUUUUAUUGAGGUAGUGAAUUAUAAUUAUUGAUUAUCUAAAGUAGUCAAUAAUUAACAUAGUUCAACUGUGUUUUAUCUUGGAUAAAGAAUACACUGAUGCUGUAUUAAUUUAGCCGUCAGUUUUAUCGCACAAAAUCAAAGUUUGUAUAUCGUUUUGAUUAGUUAAAGAAAGAAAUGAUUUCUACUUAUUCUGUUUAAUGAUUAGGCUGAAAAGUGGGCUAUUUUGUUUUAUAACUAACCAAUUUUUUAGUGCGGAAAUAUGUAUAAUUUUCAUCCGUAUGGUGUUUAUCUAAAUGUUAUGUAGACCUCGAGAAAGUUGGUUUUGAAGUUUGUAAUUACCACUAAAAAGAUUGGACUCGAUAUAUUCAGAUAAAUUACGCACUGACUAGAUUGUUUAUGAUAAUAUAUCUGUUUUAAAAGUUGUUUUUGAUCUUGAAUUCAGAACUACUAAAUGUGAUUGUAUAAUAUCCUAUGAAUUUCAGAUAUCAUUGUUAUAUUUAUAAAAGAGAGUAUUGUCUUGAACAUUGGCUGUGAUCUAUGACAUACCAGCAACUAGUUGAAAUACAAACGACUUUCACAUCAUAUAUGAUUAUAAAAAAGGAAAACCAGUAGGGAGUUUUUUUGUCAAAAUCUAGCACAAUUUAAAAUUAUUCUUAACACAGAGCUUAGUUGUAUUAUGUAUGUAGCAUUUAUUUGAAUUCAUCUUUAUAUUAUUGUUAAAAUAAUAGUUUUUCAAUACUAUAUUUUAAUGAAUUUGGAAGUGUAAAUACACUCAGAAUCUUAAUGAUAAACUUCCAUAAGUAAUGUAUUUGAAAAGACAUAUUCGUUACAUUUUGUCAGUACAUAAUGUCAUUUUACAAGUUUCCUAUUUUGUACUCAGUGUGUUUUUGUUAGCUAAUAAAUUAGUUUUCGUAAGGAUACAAAUAAUGCCAGUUUAUCUCAUAUCAUAUUCUCAUAUAUGUCAGUAUUGGUAACUAUACACAAAACUUAUUUGAUGCUUAACUUAGUUCUGGUAAUUCAAUGACGGAUCUUAUUGUAUAGAAGGUUUGACAGCAAGCCUUUACUAUAUCAUUCAUUCAAUUAUCUAUACUAAGUUAAAUGAGACCCCAUAUUAAGCGUUUUUUUCGCAAACUCAUAAAACGUGGUAUCAUUGCUGUUACAAGGUUGUUAAGCAAUGUACAAUUACAGUAGAAAACUGAUUUGGUUAAUUAUAAUGAAAUUGUAGCUCAGCUAGAUAGGGUGGUGCAUUGUAUACCAUUGCUCAAGAGGACUAUCUAAAUUGUCUGCUGAAUAAAAGUGAUUUGGCGAUUUAAGCAACUAUUUCAUUUAUUCAUAAUUUAUGAUGAUACGAUGUGUUUCUGUAGGGUACUGUUUCAGAGAACCUGAGGAUUCUGAUUGAUACAAGAUUAAUCAUUAAGAUUUAUAGACUGAUAUUCAGAAAUAACAAUCAAUGCGAAUAUCUUUUAUAAAACCGUUUGUGAAUUGUUUCUUCUAUUUAUGAAGGACACGGAAAAAAUCAAUUUGUUAGCGAUUCAGUAUCUGUUCUUAUCAUCAAAAAUAGUUUACUUAUUUUGAAAAAAGUUUAAAUAAAUAAGCAAAUAUUUCUAAAAAUGCAAAUAGGUUAGAAUUUUAUUUCAGUGGGAAAAAAAUCCUACUGAGUCUUUACUUUUUUUUAAAUGAGUUUAACUACAUUAAUAAUGUAAUUUUUUCACAAAUAGAAAGGAGAGGAAAUCGUACUCAAACAGCUGCACAAGAAUGAUUAUUUUGGUGAAUUAGCGUUAAUUUUACAUGAACCCAGGAAAGCAUCAGCUCGUGCUGUUGGUAGAACUAAACUUGCAGUUCUGGAUGUAUCAAGUUUUGAACGACUUAUGGGACCAUGUAUAGAAAUUAUGCAACGUGAAAUGGGACGUUAUCGUACUCAAUUACUUGAAACUUUGGGACCAGAUGAUAUACGUAAUAAUCCUUCAUUGGCAAAAUUCGUAGAAUUCGAACAGUAAUUUCAGAAAAAAGAAAAUACGAAUAUGUCAACUAUAAUGAAUUAUGAAAACAAACUACAAUUGUCUGUUCUCAUUCAUUUCUUCAUAUAGAUGUUUUACGUAAAUGAUCGUAUCCUCAAUGUUUUGUUGAUGAAUUUCUGUAUCUUUCAUGAAUAUAAACGUUUAACGUUUUCAUUGUCUUUUUACAAUAUCUGUAACGUGAUUAUUCUCACUAUUUACACAUACAUUCAAUUAUCGAAUGUAUUUUUUAAAAAAAACUGAUGUUUAUUAUUAUUAUUAUUAUUCGUACAAUAUCAUAUUGUAGGCAUAUUAAACUAAUUACUUCAAAUACUACUUAUAAUCAUAUACUACUUUCAUACAAAUUCCAUGAUACACUUUACAAAAUAGUUUGAUUAAUUAUCUUUUCAUUAUUAUUAUUAUUAUUUUCCUAAUAAUUUAAUAACCUUUAUCAAUUCUCGUAUAAUGUAAAUAAUUAAUUGAUGAUUGGGUUUUUUUUUACUUGAACUGAUGUGAAGAAAAAAUAAAACAGAUGGUGGAAAUUAAUUGAAGAAAAAGAAUUUUUCCAUUAAAUAAUAAAUAUAAUUGAUCAUUUUAAAAAAAAAGAAAAAAGAAGAAUUGAAAAGAAUUUCAUCGCAUUUCAUUCAAUCAGUUAAUAAUUUACUUGUACACUUAAAUUUAUUUAGUAAAUUGAAGAUAAUAACAGAUGAAAAAUUAUUAUAUUUAUUGACAAUUAUUAUUGUUUACUGCUUAUAGUUCAUAUUAAUUUAGUGAUAUUAUCAUUCACUUUACAGUGGUUGUUGUUGUUGUUGUUUAUUUAGAGUUGACAUUAUGAUUAUAUAUUUUAAUAAGAUGAAUACAAUAAUAAUAACAAUAGUAAAAUAAUGUACUUUUGUUGAAUAAUGAAUAAGUGUUCAUGGUAUUUAUUUCCACAGUACAUACGUAUACAACUAUGAUCCUGAAGUAAACUUUCUCUUAUUUUGUUUUCUUCCAUGCUAACUAUCAUUCAUGUUUAGUGUGUGUGUGUGUGUGUGUGCGUAUGCAUGGUAAUGUUUGUAUCACCUCUUUAUCUUUUAUGAAACAAUGUUUGCCUUCUAGAGUGUUUAUAGUUUAUUCAUUUGUAAAUGUACAACUAUGAAUAGAUUUUAUGCAGUUCUAUAUUUUGCUGAUAGUUGAAAAUUUUCUAAUCCAACUAAAAGAUACUUUGUAUCAUUUGUGGUAAAGUUAUUAUUUUAUUUAGUUGUUUUAAAGUAAUGAUAUAUAUGUUCGCUGUGUGUUAUUUGUUAUUAGAAUCCUUCAUGUUUGUAGUAAAAUAAUAAUCAGAUAAUUUCAAUCGAUUAUAACUUGAUUGAUUUCUUUAUUUCUAUCAGACUACACAUCAAUAAAAGAGAAAUACUUUUUGACUGUUGAUUUAGAAAAUACCGAAAUGUUUGAAGUGACGUAUUUAGAAUUGGUGUUUCAAAAGGUGC
This is a messenger RNA of Schistosoma curassoni, 5346 nucleotides long. Lineage: Eukaryota; Metazoa; Platyhelminthes; Trematoda; Strigeidida; Schistosomatidae. The record is from the annotation of a GenBank genome assembly.